UUUCAAUCUAACCUCAAUUACUAUUUCGCCCUCAUCACUUGUCACAUGGAGGCGAGUUUUGAUCAUCGAUCAGAGUCGCGAGUGGGGGUAAUAAUAGAAAAAUAAAGCCGUUUCAAAGAGCGGGAGAAAUGAAAAACCAGCCGUUUUGAAUUUAAACUGCCUCGCACAAAAACUUACAAUUGAAGCCUUCUUGUUUCCCAUCACUGAUAAAAAAAAGAAAAAGGAAAGGGACUGUUGGCAAGUAGAGAGUAUUUGAUGAGUGGUUUCUGAAGGAAGAAAAAUGGAAGAAGUAGAAAGGGAUUUUCAUGGCAUGAAGAGGAAACAACUGCAAGCGCUUUGUAAAAAGCAUGGAAUUCCUGCUAAUAAAUCCAAUGCCGAAAUGGCUGAUUUGUUGACUUUGACUCUCAAGAGAAUUGAAAAUCCAAAAGGGCAAGGUCAAGGAGAAGUACAAAACGUAAGUGAUUCUAUGAAAGUGACUAAAAUAUUGAAGAAUGUUAAAUUCAAGCCUGAUGUUGAAAUACGUGAAUACGAGCCUUCGGUGUAUAAAGGAAGGAAGAGGAGGAGGAGCAUGGUUAAUUAUGGGAAAGUUAUUGGUUCUCCGCCUGGAAGUAGGAAUAGAGAGCAGAGAACAGUUGGAAGAAAUGUAGAUGAGGUUGUUGGGAAGAAGAGAGGGAGAGGACGAGAAAAGAAAGGGAGCGUUGGGGUGGAAAAUGUUGAUGUUAGUGAUAACUCACGACCUCCUGUAAUCACUAAAGAGGGAGAUGUUCAACUUGUGAAGGGUGAAGACAAAUCGGGUAGGAGGCGACUGAGAAGUAGAGAGGUGGUGAUCGAGGAGAACGUUGAAGGGGGUGAAGGGGAGUUGGUUGUUUCUAGGAAGAAUUCAAAACGGGGAGGGUCUAGAAAAAGGGGGAAUCGUGAUGGGAUUCGUUUCUCGGAUGAAGUUUCUGAAGAGAAUGUAAGUGCAAAAGACGAUGCUAAACCUGCAAAUGCGCCAUCAGGAUCAAGAAGAAAUGCUAGGAAGAAUGAAAGCACUUCAUUAUUGAGUGUGGAUUUCGGAAAAACUGAAAGUUUUGGAAAGACUACUCGGUCACGGGCUAAGUUAAGGGAGAAUACUUCUUCUAUAACUGCAGAUAAAGCUGAAACCGUCGAGGUUCAGGAUGAAUAUGAAAAGGUUCUCCAGACUGAAGAAAUUUUGAAGGGUGCAGGUAGAAAUGCUUUGGGAAGAAAGUCUUUUGUGCCUCGAAAGCGGUUGGUGGUAGAAAUCCUAUCUGAAGAAGGUGUUGAAUCAGUGAAGGGUGGCAGGCGAUCAAGAAGAAAUACUAGCAAGAAGGAAGGUACUUCAUUAACGAGUGGGUGUUUUUGUAAAACUGAAAUUGUUGGUUGGACUUCUCGGUCACGCUCUAAGUUGGAGGAGAAUACAUCAUCUGUGACUGCAAACAAAGCUGAAACCAUCGAGAUUCAGGAUGAAAGUCAAAAGGUUCUUCAUCUUGAAGAACCGUUGAAGGAUUUCGGUAGAUAUGCUUUGAGACGUAAAUCUAUUGUGCCUCAGAAGGGAGUCGCAGUAGAAACCGUGUCCAAAAAAGAUCUUGAAUCUGCAAAGGAUGCCAGGCGAUCAAAAAGAAACAUGGCAAAGGCUACAGAUUCCAAACCUAUUGUGCAAGUCGUUACUAGGAGGAGGACAAGGUUUGGAGCUCAGGCUACGGUUGAAAGUGCAGACGAAAUUACCGAGGUUAACAAAGAGCAUAACAAGGCUGUUCAGCUUGAGGAAUUUUUGAACGCUCAAGAUAGAAAUGCUUCAAGACAGAAGUCUUUUACAGCUCAAAAGGGCCAGGUUGAAAGUGAAGGACCAGAUGCGAAAAUUGAAACCAUAAAACAAUCUAGGAAUGCAGAUUUGAAGUUUGCUAACAAGGUUGAAGCUUCUGGACAAUUUAGCAGUGAGAUUGAAAAGGCUCCGAUAUCGAUUGGCCAUGUGAGGGGGUCCAGAAGCAACACUGUUGUAUUAAGCCCUGCUUUUGCCACUGGUGAACUAGGAAUUGGUGAAGCUGUUGGUAUGGUUGGGUGUCUGAAACGAAAGCGUGGCCCAACACUGGAGACAGAUUCUUCUACAGUGGGUGAAUGUUUGGCUGGUAAACCUUCAAGAGAAUUGGCACAGCACGCCUCUAGAGGUAACUUGGUUGGAUCUACCGUCCCUGGAAAAAUUGUUGAAAAGAAGCAACAUGGCAUAUCUGCAGUUCCAGUUAUGGUAGAGGAAGCUCUAUUUACUGAAGAAACACAAAUUGAGGACACUGGAUUGACCAUGCCAGAAGCUACAGGGGACAAACCUAAUUUCAGUUUGAGCUGCUCCAAGGAAGUCUUUGAAACUUCUGACAAGAAGGGAUCUGAGAGUAAAACAAGUGAAAUGAGAACCAAUUUCUCAGAAGUCGCUGCUGGAUGCUCUAACAUUCAGGAAGGUGUAGACACUAAAACAAAUUUGCAGGAAACUCCGUCUCCAACAUCAACAUCAGUGAUGUUAUGUUUUGCAAACCAAGAAAUACCAGAGAAUGCAAGUCAGCCCAUAGUCCUUAAUGAGGAGGCUAAUACUGUCGCAGGUGACAUGGAGAAACUUGCUGUAGAUGCUAUCAUUGAGGUUGCUGUGGAUGAUCCGUCUAGCAGAUCUAAGGAAGAAGGUGGUGCAGAUUUGGGUAAUGAUAAUUUAGAUGAACACGGACAAACAGAACUUCAGACUAAUGCUUCUGAUACGUUUCCCCUAGCUAAUCGUUUCUCAUUUGCAAAGCAAUCAGAUUUUUCAGGGUUGGAGAAUGGACUUGAAAGGAAAGAACUGAGAGAAGACGUACACUUAGAAAGUGGUGAUGUCAAUGAUUGUUCAACUGAACUUGUGGACAGAACAUCUGCUGUGGAGGGUGGUUUCUGUGAUCUAGAAAAUACUGGACAGAAAAUUAGAACAAAUAAAAAUGAGCAUGAAGAGGCAUCUUGUGAUGAUAGACCAUCACCAGCUGCUGGUGAAAAGAUGGUUAGUUUUAUCACUGAAAUAAACCUACAGGAGGAUGGUGAUGUCCUCCUUAUCCAAGCUGCCGAGGAGAACCAAAAUUUCAUUUCAGAGGAAAACUCUAGCAAUGUUUUGCUGGUCUCUAGAAGAACAUGCACACAUGAACUUCUACAUGGAGAAGGAACCUGUCUGAGUGCCCCAGAAAAGGGCACCGACGAAGGUGAAAAUGGUUCUGUGACCCUUGUUCCUUUACAAUUCACUGGUAUUGGCAAGCAAAGAUUGUCCUUUUAUGCAGGUGAUUCCUCCGAGGACAGGAAAAUGCAGCAUCAUGAUGAGAAAUCAACAGAAAAGAUUAAUUCAAGUUGUACGGAUGAAAAGCACGUUCUGGAGGAAAACGAAGCUGCUGCAGAUGCUUUGCCACAAUCUUCGUUGCAAGAAAAAAAGGAGGUUACUUUUGCAAUGAAAACUGAUAUUUGCGCUGUCGAGACAACAGGAGAAAGUGAAGUUACUACUCACAGUGACAGUGGUAAAGCAUCAACUGGAGUGAAUAGUUCACCAAUUCUUUUUGAGAAGCUUGGUGGUUAUAAUGAGAUGAAUGCAAUGAGAAACUGCAGCAUUGAUGCUUCCAUUGAUGUCCCUGUUAGCAAGUCCCAUGAAGCUGUUAUGGUCAUGGAGAGCGGCCGAAACAUGGAUGGGGAGUCAGAUGCUGAACAAAGUGAAUUUAAGGAAGAAAAAUCAGGAUGCGCUGUAGAAACUGUACAUGGUGACGACAAUGUUUGCCAGAAGGUGUCUGCAGAGGCAAAUGCUUCCAGUUUAACUUGGUUAAUUUCCAAAGAAAUGGAAGGUUUUGAAGGGAAAACAUUUGAUAUGAUGAUGGGCCGUCAUAGUGACUUCCUUAUAUCAAGCAAAGAGUUGGCCAGUGGUAAAAAUACGGCUAGAUACCAGUGUGAUCAGGUUGUCAGGAAGGAAUCUGUAACAGGUGCUCUCUUGUUUGAGCUUUGUGACCACAGCAUCAGUGAUGAGGUGGCUGGCAAAGCUGAUGCAACUUUGACUCCAACCAUUUAUAAAGAACUCGAAAGUUUUGGGGGAAAGAAAGUUGGAUCACGGGGAAACACUUCUAAGAGCAUAGAAGGAAUUAAUAUGUGGACAGACCAACAGAUCAUAUCUAUAGGCAGCGAUUCCAACGCUGGCACUUUUACACAAGGUAUGAAUGAUGGCUUUGAUGAAGAAAAAACUGCAGAAGUGAGCGAUGGUGAUCUUUAUGAUCAUAUCAGUAAAUAUGGUGAAGCAGCUGACAAAGAAUCACUGAUUAUGACAACCGAAAAAUUGGACAUGUCGGACACACAAAAUGAAGGAACUGCACAACGAAAUUGUCCCGUGGGGCUUGGUAACCUAUUUUCAGAUUAUGGUGGUGAGUUUUUGAAAAUUAAUGAUGCUGGCCGCAAUGCUUCCCCUGACAUUGCUUCUGCAGAUUGUGAGGGUAUUGAUGAAACAUCAAAUGGAUUUAUGGGCUCUGAGCUUGAACUUGGAGUCAAGGCUGGUAAAUUUGACGAUCUCAAAGAGGUGAAUGCUUUAGAGCUAGAAAGAAGUGCUUCCGUUUCUUUAGAAAACCGUAUCUCUAUGGAUGUCAUAGCUGCAUUUAACGUUGAAAAGAUGGAGGAUGAUUCGAAGUUGUACCAGAGCAACAUUGAUGAUGAGAACGAAUGCAGCAUUGUUUCUCUUCCACAGGUUACCCCGAAGGGCAUUGCAGAGCACUCAGUUGAGGAGGGACUUCUUCAUGCGAGUAAAGAUGAUUGUAGUGCUGCAUUAAAUGAUGCCAGCAAGAACAUUAAAGCAGAUAGAGCUGGGUCAGUGGCCGUAAUUGGAAAGAUUUGUUUUGAGAAAACUGAAGGCUGCACCAAGUGGACUGAAAGAACACCGAUUUCUCCACAGAUACCUAUAAGUAGCGGGAAAAAGGCUCAGCAAUCUUCAUUAGAACAAAAAUUAUUUGCUGAGUCUUCUGGAAUAUGCGGAAUGGGUUCAAGUACUGAUGCUGUUUCAGAGCUGAAUGUUUUAUUAUCUCAUGUUGCAGGAGAAAAAUAUAAAUCUCAUCCAGGUAGCAAGUCAAUCGGCAAUGAGGCAGGACUAAAGGUUAUGGCUUCUAACGACAGAGAACAAGUACCCCUAGAGCUUCUCACUGGAUCUGAUGCAUCUGCCUUGUUCACCAACUGGGAAGUGAAUUUGAUCCAAGGGAGUGGAGAAGAAGAUCUAGUUGAAGAAUCUGAUGGCGAAGCCUCGAAGGACAAUUUGAUAAGCAACGAUUCUGAGCAUACUGCAUGGAUGAACAAAAAUGUUGAAGAAGUCUUGUUCACCAACCGGGAAGUGAAUUUAAUCCUAGGGAAUGGAGAACAAGAUCAAGUUGAAAAAUCUGGAGUAGCCUCGGAAGACAAUUUGAUAAGCAAUGAUCCUUUAGAUGAGCAUGUAGCAAAGACAAGCAUAAGCAACGAAACUUUAGAUGAUGCUCCUCUUGACUUAAAAGUAGACAAUAUCUAUUAUUCUGACAUCCAAGAUACUUGUGAAAUAGGAUCGGGUGCAAUAGACAAAGUUAGCUCAGGAGCCGCUGCAAAGAUGGACAUGCUAGAGGAAGUGGUUAUUGGAGGGAUUCCACAAACAGUUAUUCCAACUGAGGCAUCACAGGAAAUGGCAGAAAUUCCGCUACAAGAAAGAUUUUUAAGCUGCAGCAAAUCGGAAGAAAGCCUGUCUCCAGAUACCCCUUGUCGCUUACCUGAAAUCACCUCAGGUGCUUCUGUGGUACAGCGAAAUGGUCCAGAGUCUUAUAAAGGUGAAUUUGUACCACAAUUAUACUGUAAGGAUAUGAGAAGUCACGGAGGAGAAGAAACAACUUGCGAUUACAGAGGGAGCAUUCCCACAGAGCAGGGUGAAUUCCAUCAAGGGGACUUCAAAGUUUUAAUAGCACAAAAGGUCGGGGCUGAGGAAGUUAGAGAAGCUUUAGCCACAGAUAAUACCAACCUAGAAUCUAAUCCCAGUGAUCCUCAGGAAGUUGCUAUAGAGCAAGCUAAUGAGCACCCAGACGCAUUAAAUGAAUCACUUCUCAUGGUUGGCCUUGAUUAUCCGACUCAAAAUCAGCAGUCAUGUGGGUGUUCUCUCCGAGGAGAUUGUAAACACGCAUUAAAAGAGAGAGAGAGCCACUCCAUUGAGACCGAGGCAACAAAUUGCUUGCAUCAGCUUGAUGUAGGUGUUUUCUCCGAGGAGAUUGUAGACUUUGGAAAUGGCUUUGUUACUUCUCCAUUCAAACGUCAGCGAGAUGUCGAUUCUUCCGCUGGUACUUCAGUCAGUGCAUUUCAGCAUCGUAUAACAGAAAAUGAUGCCUGGGUGUUGAAUUUAUUUUUUGAAGAGAACGAACAGGAUGAGAAUCAAACGUCAGUUGCACGGUUCUUGCACACCAAUUUGAGAAACGAGGGUGCUGGGAAGGUGUAUGAAAAUAUAGCUGUUACUGAGCAAGCCGCUAUUCAAGUUGAUGAAGAGCAACAUGGUGAACUAUGGCAAGUAAUGGAUGAGCAAAUUGAAGAGGAAAAACACACAUACUUUUCUGUUUCAGAUGAGCCCAGCUUUGAAGAUGUCGAAGGUUCAAAGAAGAAAGAUUGUGCUCUUCUCGAGAUUGAUAGCAUUCAAGAACGCAUUAACUGUGAGAAUCAUCAGAAUAAAUCUGUGAAUACUGAGCAUUCUUACGAUUCCAAAGAAAAGGAAAUCUUGAUAGAUGUUAAUGAGGUAAAUGGUUAUCAUGAUGAUGUUUCAUCGGAGCAAAUGGGGGAACGCAAUUCCAGCUACUUAAAACAAUAUAAUAAUGAAAGCCUCAGUGUUGAAGAUAUCGGAGUAAUAGAGAACUUAAGUGUGAAUGUUUCAUCCAAACCAAAUAUAUCCACAUUGGAUCAAUCCACUGAAAUUAUCAAUUCAACUAGCAGUCAAGACAUUGCUGUCAGGAAUGAUCAAACGCAUCAACUGAAGUUGCCUUCAUCUCAAAAAGGGGUUUCAUGUGACAAAGAGGAAGAAACCCAUAGUUCGGACGCUAAACAGUUGACUACGUCAUUGGUUCGAAGGGAGGCCAGGAAAACUGGUUUUGUUCAAGCAACUCCUCAGAAGAUGGUCACUUACACCGGCAUGAAAGAAAACCUGGCAAGUAUCAAGAUGGAGAAACGGGGUAACAUGACAGCUCCGAACCCAUUAUCAAAGAGGCGGGCUCUGGGGAAUCUCAGGAACAAUUAGAUUUAAAAUGGGCCCUUCUGGUUUUCGGUUGGUGGUUUUAGGUUUUCGCGUUUAGAUAUGAGCAUAUCUCAUGCAUCUUUUACUGGCAUAUGAAUACUAUAUGUUUUGGUUGUUCAGCAGAAUUUAGAUUUGUUUGUGUAAUCUUAUGCUUGAACGCCCCCGAUUUCUUGAGCAACGAAAUACUUGCUUAUAUUUGUAUAUUCACUGUACCAUAACGCUAUAUUGUUUCAUCAUAUUAUUGCACGACUGGCUGAUGAAGUUGAUGUAGAA
Populus trichocarpa (black cottonwood) is the source of this 7519-nucleotide messenger RNA. RefSeq lists its product as uncharacterized. The transcript has 10 exons. The record is from RefSeq and is a predicted model, not a curated record. Bases 281 to 7249 code for a protein of 2322 amino acids. Lineage: Eukaryota; Viridiplantae; Streptophyta; Magnoliopsida; Malpighiales; Salicaceae.